AUGGGGGCGGCUCGAUCUCGCUCUGGAUGUUUGUCUUGCAGACGUCGGAAGAAGAAAUGCGAUGAAAAAAAGCCAAUAUGCACGGCUUGUUUGCGCAAUAAUCUCGGUUGUGUUUGGCCUGACCCGAGCACGCAGGAUGGUCAAUUUGCAUCACAACUGCAUGGACUGAGCACCCGGCCUGCAGCUGAAUCGGAUGCGUGGGCCUUUGCAUUUGUUGGGGCGCGCCCGAACUUGCCGACCACAACGAUUCCCUCGUCGCUUUCCCAUCUUGUCUUACCAGGGUCAGUGUCACCGGUGUCUGAGACCUGGACGCUUCUUGACCAUUACUUGAAAGAUACUGCCAAUCAUCUGGCAUGUUUACAGGACAGCCGAAACCCAUUCCUGCACACGAUACUCCCAGCCGCUCUCGAUGAUGAGCUCCUCAUGAAUUCCAUUUUGGCACUGUCUGGCACACAUUUGAUGCAACGGAAUCCCCAUUUAUCUCGAGAAAUCCAAACUUUGACUUGGUCAAGCUAUCGCCGAGCUUUGAAACAACUUAGAGUGGCUUUGUCUAUGGCGUUUGGUGGGCGCGGCGAACGUCGCAAUGACGAGGAUAUUUGGAACAUAUUACUAGUCGUCUUGAUAUUUUAUCUUUUGGAGGCCACUAGAGGCAAUGACCCGAAGGCAAUGCAAGGCCAUCUCGAUGGUGCACAUCACUUGAUGGGCUAUUUGUCCGGUUCGAAGUCCAGCCUUUCUCAAACUAACAUUGUUUCAUUAACCAUGGAGCUAUAUGUGUACAAUGCAUCUCUUGCAUCGUUCACAACGAAUUAUAAACCUACAGCACUACCUAUGUCUUUAACAAUAAAUCCCAAUGUGUUCACGGGCAGCAAUAUUGGGGUAAUGUGUGGCUGUGCCUAUGAACUCUUUACUUACGUGCCAAAGGUUUCAGAACUUCUAUGGGAGUUGGCAUCCAACCAAAUCGCCUCACUAGAGGACCGUUACACAGCCCAAUACCACUAUCUCAAGGCCCAGAUCGAAAGCUGGAGGCCACAAAGCCAAGAAAAAGACAUGGUUUUAUGUGCAGAGCUCUAUCAGCAAAGUCUUUUGUUGCUUUUGGAUUUUCAUUUCUCUGGUCAUAGAUCACAAAGUCUCGAUGCAUCUUUUCUGAACCUCAAAAUGAUUCUAUCUCGCUUAUCUCCCAGCUCGCCCAUGUCCACCACGGUGACUUGGCCACUGUUUGCUUUUGGCAUGAUGGCGCAUCAUGACCGUUUCAAGGAGCUUAUCAGAUCAUAUUUACAGUCAUUGGUGAGUAUAUUUGGAAUGGGGGUCAUGUCCACCGCUCUUGCACAACUAGAGCAAGCUUGGCAAAUAAAUCAUGGCGAGGAUGAUAUCGGAACGUUCUUUAUGAACCAAAAUAACCUACCUCUGAUUUGCUAG
Molecule: messenger RNA, 1416 nt
Organism: Penicillium angulare
Lineage: Eukaryota; Fungi; Ascomycota; Eurotiomycetes; Eurotiales; Aspergillaceae
Product: Zn(II)2Cys6 transcription factor
Exons: 2
Coding region: 1-1416 (471 amino acids)
Biological process (GO): positive regulation of transcription by RNA polymerase II
Cellular component (GO): nucleus
Molecular function (GO): DNA-binding transcription factor activity, RNA polymerase II-specific; zinc ion binding; transcription cis-regulatory region binding
Source: RefSeq, a predicted model, not a curated record